Pocillopora damicornis (cauliflower coral) is the source of this 1233-nucleotide messenger RNA. RefSeq lists its product as uncharacterized. Lineage: Eukaryota; Metazoa; Cnidaria; Anthozoa; Scleractinia; Pocilloporidae. Gene Ontology annotation, molecular function: oligosaccharide binding. The record is from RefSeq and is a predicted model, not a curated record.
AUGGGCAUCGUAGAAUAUCUUCAAGUCAUGCUGUUUGUAUUUAAUUUGACUCUCUCCACUGCGGCAAAGAAAGCGGUGAAUUGUCAAAACUUCAAGUUUGUUAUCGAUGAAGAUGUCGUCUAUAAUCACAUUCUUGAGGGUCACGUGUUUCAAAGAUUCACAGUCCACAGCGCCAUCCAGUGUCACGUGAAGUGCAAAGAUGACUGUUUGUGCGUAUCCAUGAACUAUUUCCCUUACUCCAUGGAAAAUAACUGCGAACUUAACGUUGCCAACAAAGACAUGGAACCAGCGGCGAUGAAACGGAGGCAAGAAGGAAAUUAUUAUGAUUUAGUGAGAAGCUACACGGUGAAGGGUGGAGACAAAUACACGCCAGAGAAGCAUCAUUGCAUUAACAGAUGCUGCCGCACCAAUCCUUGCCUCAAUGGAGGGGUAUGUCAGGAGAUUUGUGACACUCACAGCACCAGGUUUAACUGUACCUGUCCUAACACAUACUUUGGUCAGCGGUGUGAGAAGAUGAAACAUCCGAGAAGCUGCAAAGACAUAGCUAAGAACGGUGCCUCGACAUCAGGAAAAUACGACAUCUACGAUUCAAACAGUGAACGGUUUUCUGUUUACUGUGACUUGCAGUCUGAACCUGGCUUUGUAUGGACGUUAAUACAAUCGUUUUCCUUGGCUAAGAGAAAAACCUUCAUGAAUGCAGGGUUUGGCAAGAACUUUGAGAUUUAUAUUGAAGAGGGGGAAGUGAAUUGGAACGAGUUCCGACUAUCCUUAUUACAGAUGCAGUCUCUUGCUAUUUACUCCACACAUCUGAGAGUAACCUGUAACUUUUCUAUGGAUGGUUUGCAGUAUACGGACUACGCACGCGCUAAGCUGGCAGGUCAUGACAUUUUUGGUACCUGGAUGACCUGUCAGAUGUACGAAUAUGUUAACAUCCGAGGAAUCCAUUGCUCUAAUUGCACUGCCCUGACAAAACAGCAGGAAGAUACGUCUUGGCACAUAAAGAGUAACAAGAGCAUAGAAGCCGGAUGUGAAUUUGAUGGAAAACCAGGUGCAGUCCCUGAUGAAAAAAAUUUCGGACAAUUUCAAGACCGUACUAAAAAUCAGCAUCACCGCUGCUCGUUUUCUCCUACGUCCACAACGCAGCAUUGGUUUGGAGCUAAAUAUGAAUUGUAACUUUUUGUGAAUUAAUUUUCUUUCACAGAAAAGGAAACUCGGCCAACUGAAAGCAAGAAA